UACCACACAGACACAACAGCAGUCGCGGCGGCUCGUCGUGCCGAGAAAUAAGCACACGAAUUUCGGGGGAAAAAAGUGCGUUGUUGUUGUUGUUUCGCGCUUUCGGGAAAAAAAAAGUGUCGUGUUUCGGAAUUGUUUCUCCAAAUUGUCGCCUUUCUGCCAGCAGCAGCAUCCUGCCUGGUCCAAGAAUUCGUCCACUGCGCCCAUGCCAGCGCACCGACGGAAACCGUAGCCGCGUACCGCCGUAGGAAAUACGUGUGAGAAAUCGCCUCCCUCGAGGUGAUCCGAGUAGCCAAUACCCUCAGCCUGGACCAGGUAGGUGAGAGCUAAAACGGGUCGAACGGGGGCUUUCCAGCGCAACAGCCACGAUGACAUUGAGUAUGCAGUUUUUGGUGUGUUGCAUCGUUGCAAUGGCCCGUUGACCGACGGCUAAUUACCGUGUAAAGUCAUUGUGAUGGUCCUGUGUGUUUAUCUUUCGGCCGAGACUGUUGCGGUGUGAAUAUUCUAGACCUUUCGGACGGUGUUCUGCGACGGCAGUGGAACCACUUCUUCACAUUUUAGUGACCACAAGACGCACCCCCCAGAUGCAACAGUUUGUGAUAGUUGCGUGAGAAAAGUUGGCUUACGGGGGCACAGAAGGGCACACCAACACCACCACCACCACCGCUAUGGCCAUCUAUUGCUGGGGCAAUACGGCCCAUGGCGAGCUCGGUCUCGGUGGGAUCGAGGAGGAACAGGUGAUGGUACCACGCAAGAUGGAUUGGUCGCAGGCGGACGAGGUGGUCCGGGUGGAGUGCGGCACCAGCCACACACUGUUCCUCACGAAGGAGGGCAAGAUGUACGCGUGCGGCAACAAUGAUCACGGUCAGCUGGGCCACGACCUCGACACGCUACCGAACAAAAGGCCACGUAUGUCGAGAUUUAAGCGGUUAACAUCGCUAGAAAAUUACAUCAUCACGUGCAUCAGCUGCGGUACGGCCCACUCGCUAGCGCUCACCAACUGGGGCCAGGUGUUUAGCUGGGGCUCGAACGCCGUCGGCCAGCUCGGCCACGAUGCGGAGAACGGGCGGCAACCAACGCCGCGCAUGAUCAAAGCGAUCGGGGCCAAGCACGUGGUGCAGAUCGCGUCCGGCCAGUAUCACUGCCUGGCGCUCACGAACAACGGCGAGCUGUACGCGUGGGGCUCGAACUCGUACGGCCAGCUGGGCAUCGGGACGACGAGCGAAAAGGUGCCAAUGCCUACGCUGAUCCAAUCGCUGGCCGGUGUGCCGAUUGCAUUUAUUGCCUGCGGUGGCAAUCAUAGCUUUGCUGUAUCCAAAUCGGGUGCAAUAUUUGGCUGGGGUAAAAACACCUUCGGCCAACUGGGGCUGAACGAUCUGAACUCGCGCUGCUACCCGACCCAGCUGCGGACGCUGCGCAGCCUCGGCGUGCGGUACAUCAGCUGCGGGGACGAUUUUUCCGUCUUUCUCACGAACGAAGGAGGCGUGUUUACGUGCGGUGCCGGUACGUUCGGCCAGCUCGGGCACGGUAGCUGCAGCAACGAGAUCGUACCGCGGAAGGUGUUCGAGCUGAUGGGCAGCAAGAUUACGCAGAUCGCCUGCGGGCGGCGGCACACGCUGGCGUUUGUACCGUCGCGCGGGAAAAUCUACGGCUUUGGGCUGGGCGGCGUGGGGCAGCUCGGGAUCGGCAUGGUGGGCAACCACAGUACGCCACAGAUCGUGCGUGGACCGUGGUUUAAAACAGAUUUUCAAGCAUCGGACUGUGAUGAAACGCAAAUAAUCGUGAAUCGCAUAUUUUCCGGCGGAGAUCAGUGCUUCGUGUCGCUGCUGGGAGGCGACGAGUCGGCCGAUUUCCGUGUUUAUGAUGACAGCACACAGAUUCUCUCGCUCUCGCUGGAAAUGGGCAAAGAGCUGGCCAAAAUAGAGCCCGAACAGACGGUCGAGCUGGAUGUGAUAUCGUCGGUGGAAACGAUCUUCAAAUCGCUCGCAUGCCUGAACGGCUCCCUGCUCCUGCCAAACGACGCGCACCUGUGCUGCACCUCCAAGCAUCCGGGCGUGGACAUGGGUGCGGCCGAGGAAACGUUCGACCAGAUACGCAAGAUCGAGCGGGAAUCGAUCCGCCAGCUGAUACGCGACUCGAUCGAGUCCGACCUGCUCGGUGCCUUAACCGCUUCCCCUGCCGACGUGGAGACGCUGCGCAUCUACCUGCUGCUGCCGCUCUACCACGAGUUCAUCAACCCGAAGCACUACCAGAAGCUGCACGCGCCCUUCAGCAAGGCGGUGCUGCAGCUCGCCAAGAACGCGUAUGAGAUCGUGGUCGGCUGGUGGGCCAACCAGUCGCGCGAGUACUUCGAACGGAUGGUGGAAAACUGUAAAAGCGUCGUGCUGUACAUCAUCAACUUUAAGUUCCCGCGCGUAGAGAGCCCGGCCGGGGCGGAGAAACCGCACCAGCAGGAGCUGCGGUACGAUCCGCACCUGGCCGCCAUGCUGGACAUGCUGGCGGUACUGUACUGGAUCAACCACCAGAAGCGCACCCAGAAGCUGCCGUACGAGCAGUUCCACAUCAACGAGAUCGACGAUCUGAUCGACAUCCGGCAGGACUACUUCCGCUGGACCACCGACGCCAAAGGGGUCACGUUUUCGCUCUGCAACUAUCCGUUCGUGUUCAAUGCGUCCGCCAAGAUGCUGCUGCUGCAAACCGACCAAGCGAUGCAGAUGUACCAGGCGAUGCAGAGCGCCGCGACGGCCAGCUGGCUGUCGAUGCUGUACUCGCCCGCCGCCAAUUCCGCCGCCUGCCAGUACAUCGUGCUGAACGUGACGCGGGAAAACAUCGUGCAGGACACGAUCCGGGAGCUGUCGCACUACGCGGCGAGCGAUCUGAAGAAGCCGAUCAAGAUCAAGUUCUGCGGGGAGGAGGCGGAAGACGCGGGCGGCGUGCGGAAGGAGUUCUUCAUGCUGCUGCUGCGGGACAUUCUCGAUCCGAAGUACGGGAUGUUUAAGUCGUUCGAGGAAUCGAACGCGAUCUGGUUUACGGAGGAUUACUUCGACAGUGAUGAUAGCAUGUUCGCGCUGAUCGGCAUACUGUGCGGGCUGGCGAUCUACAACUUUACGAUCAUUGCGCUCCCAUUUCCGCUCGCGCUGUACAAGAAGCUGCUGGGGGAGGAGGUCGAUAUGAAGGAUCUGCAGGAUUUGGCCCCGACGGUGGCACGAUCGAUGCAAAGCAUACUGGACUACGAGGGCGGCGAUCUGGAGGAGGUGUUCGAUCUGUGCUUUACCACGACGCGGGACUACUUUGGUGAGAUACAGACCAUUCCGUUGAAACCGAACGGGGAAAACAUUCGACUGACGCAGGGAAACAAACAAGAGUUUGUAAAUCUGUACAUUGACUACGUGUUCAACAAAGCGGUUGAAAAAUCGUUCCGACAGUUUCACGCCGGCUUUAUGCGUGUCUGUGGCGGGCGCGUAAUGAAGCUGUUCAAGGCGCACGAGCUUAUGUCGGUGGUGGUCGGCAACGAGGAGUACGACUGGAACGUGCUGGAGGAGAACGCGGAAUACAAGAACGGUUACACGUGCGGUGAUCAGACGAUACGAUGGUUCUGGGAGGUGUUUCACGAGCUACCGCUGGAGGAGAAGAAAAAGUUUCUGCUCUUUCUUACCGGCUGCGAUCGUAUCCCGAUCAUGGGUAUGAAAGCGAUCAAGAUAUUCAUUCAACCGACACCGGACGACAAAUUUCUACCGGUGGCGCACACCUGCUUCAAUCUGCUCGAUCUACCUCAGUACCAAACGAAGGAGAAGCUCAAGUACAAACUACUACAGGCAAUCCAACAGACUCAGGGUUUUAGCUUGGUGUGAAAAUGGUACAGCGGCGUCCUUCUCCCUCCCUCCAUCUUCAUAACUCUCUUUCUCGCUUUGUUUCUCUCUGGAACUCCUUGUUUUAGUGUAUUUCCCCGGUGCACGAAGACCCCAGAGAUCGUUCGGGUUUGUUUGUUUUUUUUUUAUUUAACUAUGCUAUGUGAUGUUUUUGAUAAUGGAAGAUUACGCAAAGCUCCGAGAUCAAACCUCUCUCGUGUUACCGGUGUUCUUUUUUUACCUUUCUUCCUUUCAAUUAGUGCCCUUUUCUUUCGUUCUUUCGGGUUGAAUGUGACAAAAAACAGCAAAAUGUGUUCUCAAAUGAUGGACUUGCCUAAUUGACGCGCCGCGAGCACCGGUGUGUUGCCAUCAGUUGUGUGUUGUUUGGUGCUGUUGCGUAGUUGCUGAUCGAAUCGAAACGUACGUACGGCAAUAAAUGAAGGAAAGCAAUAGUAACAA
Messenger RNA from Anopheles gambiae (African malaria mosquito), 4307 nucleotides. It is a transcript of the gene Herc4, whose product is annotated as probable E3 ubiquitin-protein ligase HERC4. The transcript is spliced from 10 exons. Gene Ontology annotation, biological process: protein ubiquitination; ubiquitin-dependent protein catabolic process. Gene Ontology annotation, molecular function: ubiquitin protein ligase activity. Bases 669 to 3851 code for a protein of 1060 amino acids. Lineage: Eukaryota; Metazoa; Arthropoda; Insecta; Diptera; Culicidae. The record is from RefSeq and is a predicted model, not a curated record.